This is a messenger RNA of Hylaeus volcanicus, 1460 nucleotides long. RefSeq lists its product as uncharacterized. The record is from RefSeq and is a predicted model, not a curated record. The transcript has 6 exons. Bases 177 to 578 code for a protein of 133 amino acids. Lineage: Eukaryota; Metazoa; Arthropoda; Insecta; Hymenoptera; Colletidae.
UCCACAGAUAAUUUAUCAAAAUUAAUAGCUGAUGAAACAAUCGAUUACGAACGUUUAAAAAAUAGUUUAAGGGUUACACGCAUCCGUACUCGCAGCAAUAAAAAAAAAAUGAAAAAAUUAAGCUGGCCCAAGACAACUUAAUCUCCGAGGUACUUCCAAUCGGUCAAUUUUUAAACAUGUUCAAUAAAGAGUAUGAACAACAGCAACAUGUUGACGAUUUGUUGUCAAGAGAUUGUGAUCAAAGUGGUGCAUAUAUUGAAACUCCCACAGACGAAACAUUCAGUAUAGAUAAUGGAUUACUCGACAUCACGCAUAAUGAUGGUGAUGUUUCUUCUACAAACAGUCAUGAUUUGAAUGAUAUGUGCACAAAAGCAUUAGAAGAUUUGCACAUAAAUGUGGACAAUAUAGCAGAAAAUGCCAGUGUUUAUACGCACAGUAUUUCAGAUGCCAGUAAUAAUACUGAACAGAAUUUAAUAGAAGAUGAAGAAUCUGGAGAAAGAAUUUGCUGCUACAAACCAUGCAUUUCGAUAAUAAAACUACCAUGCGGUCAUAUUUAUAUUUGUACGAAAAAUAAAUAAAUCAUGUCUAACAUACUCUAAUUUGAAAUAAAAUAUUUAAUAUUUCUUUUACCUUAAACAUAUUUCCCAAUCUAACUUGCGAGAUCGUAAGUGCACUUUAUUUAAUAUUUUUGCCAUUUGUCCAAGUAUUUAAAUAAAAACAGUAUAUCGUAAUCGACACUUUAUUUCGUACAAGCACGUACGAGACACGUAUAAGACAGUCCAAGCAAGACUCCCUGUGUGUUAAUCGACGUCUUCGAUUAAAAAAUUAAAAAGUAUUAGCGAUUUCCAGUAAAAUAAAGCGUUGAUCGUGAAAAUAUGUAGAAAAAAAGUGAAAUUAUUGAUUUUUUCGAUUUUUAUUGUUUCAUUGCGUCAUCUAAUUAACAAUCGAUUUUUCUCUAUAACCGUCUUCUCUCGGUCUAAGAUUGAAAAGUUUCUGCGAUGUUCAAUACAAUGAGACGUCGAUUCUAAAUAAAUAUGAUUUGGUAUUUAGUAGAUUUGGAUCUGAAUUUAAUUUGUAUGUCGUUUUUCAUGCAAUUGUUGUGAGUGGGAAUUAAUGUGUUUCGUGACAGUUAUAUGCUGUAAAUAUAAUACAUUCAAUAAUCAUUGCUUUUCAAAUGCUACGUAUGGUGGUAUUGUAUUCUGAUACAUAUAGUUAAAUAUAGUUUGGAAUCUAUUUAAAGUGGAUCUGAUAUAAUGUGGUAUGUGCAGGUAUGAGGUUUUCUACGCGUUUCGUGUGAGUGAGAUUGUAACGUGGUUUUACAGAAGCGAAUAAGUGAUGAAAAAUCUUCCGUGCUUUGGUGGAAACAAAUAUUUAUAAAUCGUGUUUGUGUGUGCAUCUUAUAGAACAAAUUUAGGUAAAUCUUUAUUUUGUUGAAAUAGGAACCAUCUGUAUACAUCAUU